Messenger RNA from Argiope bruennichi, 2009 nucleotides. RefSeq names its product cytosol aminopeptidase-like. The transcript is spliced from 15 exons. The record is from RefSeq and is a predicted model, not a curated record. The coding region runs from base 44 to 1669 and encodes 541 amino acids. Gene Ontology annotation, biological process: proteolysis. NCBI's taxonomy places the organism in Eukaryota, Metazoa, Arthropoda, Arachnida, Araneae, Araneidae. Gene Ontology annotation, cellular component: cytoplasm. Gene Ontology annotation, molecular function: manganese ion binding; metalloaminopeptidase activity.
UUCCAGUUUUCUCACGCAUGUUUGGCGGCACACGUGAUUUUUUAUGGCACCGUUUGUUUUGAGGAACUUUCACGUCUCAAAAAUAAUAUUUAAUUACACAAAAAAUUUAAUUAAUUUAUCCUAUUCUUACAACAGUCAUACAGUUAAGUUCUAUUCUGAGAUGAGGGGUCUUGUUCUUGGAGUAUAUACUGAAAAAUCAAAAAGUGGAAAUGAUGUGUCUGAUUAUACAAAAUCUUUCAAAGAUGUAGACGAAAAAACUAAUAGUUCCCUGUCUAAGACAUUAAAACAAACUGGUCCAUUUUGCAAGUCUGUAAAACAAAAAAUAUUAUGGAUGCCAGUUGAAUCAAAAGUUAAAUUUGAUUGUAUUUCUGUUGUUGAUUUGGGGACAAAAGAAGUGAAAGAAAAUCCUCUUGAAGGUAUAGAUGAAAAAUUAGAAAGAGUUCGAAGCUCAAUAGCAGAUGGUGUGAAAGCUCUGAGAAGUUGUUCUGAUUUUGAAGAAAUAUAUUUAGAUUCCUGUGAUAGUCCUCAGUGUGCUGCAGAAGGAGCAAACUUAGCUGUUUUUAGUUAUGAUGCUUUGAAAGAUCAGUCAUCUCUUAGACCUAAAAGUCAAUUUCAUUUGUAUGAAUAUGAUGGGAUUCCUAAGGAAUACAUUUCUGAUUUUGAGAAGGGGUCACAUCUAGCCGAAUGUCAGAACUUUGCUCGUAUUUUAAUGGAUACACCAGCGAAUUACAUGACACCUUCAAUUUUUGUCAAGACUGUAACUGAAAAAUGUAAAGAUUCAAAUAUUAAGCUGAUUGCCAGGGAUAAAGCAUGGAUUGAAUCAAAGAAAAUGGGAUCAUUUCUUAGUGUAGCAAGAGGUUCAGAAGAAGAGCCAAAAUUUUUGGAACUUCAUUAUGAUGGAGCACCUGAUACGAAAAAAUGCAUUGCUCUUGUUGGCAAGGGUAUCACAUUUGACAGUGGUGGUAUUUCUUUGAAACCCAGUCCAGAUAUGGAUAAAAUGCGUGCUGAUAUGGGAGGAGCGGCAUGUGUUACUGGCACUAUUUUGGCUGCUAGUAAGCUGAAAUUAAAAGUCAAUGUUAAAGGUUUCAUUCCUCUAACUGAAAAUAUGCCUAGUGGUAAAGCUACUAAACCCGGUGAUGUGGUAUUUGCAAUGAAUGGUAAAAGCAUUCAGGUCGACAAUACCGAUGCAGAGGGAAGAUUAGUAUUGGCAGAUGGUCUCUGUUAUGCUCAACAGUUUGAUCCUAUUGUUACAUUAGACAUUGCUACUUUGACAGGUGCAAUGAUGAUAGCUUUAGGUUCCGCUGCAACUGGUGUAUUUUCAAAUGAUGAUGAGUAUUGGAAUGUUUUGAAUAAGGCAGGAUCUGUAACUGGAGACAGGGUAUGGAGAAUGCCUUUAUAUGACUACUAUAAAAAAGCAGUUAAAGCUUCACAUUUAGCUGAUAUUAACAAUAUUGGAAAGAAGGGCAGGGAAGGUGGUUCUUGUAUCGCUGCAUCUUUUCUUAAUGAAUUUAUUGAACCUGGUAAUAAAUGGAUGCACUUAGAUAUUGCUGGUGUAAUGGAAUGCAAAGAUGAAACCUCAUACAGUUGCAAAGGAAUGUCUGGACGACCAACUCGAACACUGGUCCAAUUUCUUAAAGAAUUAGAAGGCAGCUUUAUAGAAAAGAAAUGAAUAUUUUUUCUGGAAAAUUAAAUCAAUAAAGAGAAUCAAAGAAAUUAUGCAUAUAAACUUUUUUAGAAAUGAACAAAUACAUUAAUUUUUAAUAUUAUUCACAAUCAAUAUUUUAAUUUACACUAUUUUACUACACUUAUUUAUCUAUGUUGCUUUAUUUUGGUUUAUAACACAUUGGUUAUAUGAAUUGUCUUAAUUAUUGGUUAUUCAUUUGUUGUUUCAGUUUUAUUUAUUUACAAAGUUUUGGUUAUAAUGAAAUUUAUGAAAUAUUGUUUUGAAAUAAAAAUACAUUAAUAGUGUAAGACACUUUUGUUUUGUUUAAAAGAAAAAUGAUUUUGUU